This is a messenger RNA of Metarhizium brunneum ARSEF 3297, 483 nucleotides long. The record is from RefSeq and is a predicted model, not a curated record. NCBI's taxonomy places the organism in Eukaryota, Fungi, Ascomycota, Sordariomycetes, Hypocreales, Clavicipitaceae.
AUGUUUGGCCCGGCAGCAUCCCUGGCCGACCUGCUCAGGCUUGACAUCCACGGCCCUGCCUUUGCCAAACACUCGGCAUGGGCUACCAUACCUCAUCUUAUCACGCGAGACCACAUCUCGACCAUCAAAGAGCUCCGCGGGCACAAGGCCCUCCGGUCAAGCUUGUGCUGCACUGCAUGGUUCUACGAGGUGCUCGCGGUGGAUGCCUUGUGCUGGUCAAAACACUCUUUGGCCGACAGAGAUGGGGAUUUGCGAAGAUCAAUCCUGGCGGUGCAUCGGAAAUUAAGCUACGGAAACCAGUUCUUGGGCACCCACCAAUCUAUUGGCGAGGCAGCCUAUAAGGGUCACGCCGACAUUGUUCGCUUUCUGUACCAGCAGACCGACAUCGAGCCGCCCCUACUAUAUACAAGCCAAGCUGGCAACACGGUCUUCCACCUUGCCGCGAGGGGCGGUAACGCUGACGUUUUCCGAACCCUCAUCUAG